AUGUCUUCCGUAAACGCGAGCAAUGGUUCCACUUAUCAUCAACCACUUCCAUCCAUGUCCUCUCAAUCUAAUAACCCUGAUGCUCAUCAUCUUGCCGCUAUUAACGCGCACAAUAAGCAAGUGAUGCAUUUGAGCAGCCUUACUUCUCAAAAUCCUCACCCUAGCAACAUUAAAUCCUUACUAUCCCCACCUGAAUCCCCUGAUAUGGCAUCCUCCUACCAACAAUCACCCUUUGAUUCUUACGUAGCUCAGCAAGUUUCAAGACAAGAGGAAAGAUACAACAUUCCUCAAGCAUCUGAACAAUGCAGUUGCUGUGCUAACAAGUCCUAUUCAAUGAUGAACUCUUACGACCAACAACCCGUUGUAAAUUACAAUCCUUAUAUACAGCAGGUUCAAAGGUAUCCUUCAUUCCCCUCAACCCUUCAACCGAAUCCAACCUCUCAUUAUGAUCGUAAAUCAACUAUAUCCGCUCAUUCGCUUCCACGAUUAAAUACUACUAUCUUGGGUUUGCCAACUCCUAAACAUUAUACUCACAAGAACUUUUCAGUGCAAUUAUCACCAAAUGAUUCUUCAAGUGGAAAUAGGUAUCAAUGCCCAUAUUGUUCAAAGAGAUUUUCACGCCCGAGUUCACUUCGAAUCCACACUUACUCACAUACAGGUGAAAAGCCAUUUGUAUGUACCGAACCGGGUUGUGGAAGGAAAUUCUCUGUACAAAGCAAUAUGCGACGACAUCUUAGAGUUCAUCGAUUGGGAAGACCUGUCAAGAAAACUAGAUACGAUGGCGAAGUAGAAGGCGUAAAAAUAUUGAGUCCUACAUCGAUGCUUCGAGGUUAUUAA
Messenger RNA from Funneliformis caledonium, 837 nucleotides. The record is from the annotation of a GenBank genome assembly. Lineage: Eukaryota; Fungi; Glomeromycota; Glomeromycetes; Glomerales; Glomeraceae.